AUGUUUAUUUCGGCACAGUGCCCGGGCAGUAUUUUCGGCGGACGCGAUUAUCACGGUAAUCCGACGUACGCGUGUCCGUACGGUUUUCGGCUUUUCGCCGGACGUCUCCGCAGUAAAAACGCCCGCAGUUCGCGUUCAUCGCCGCCGCCGUUCCGAGGCCUCCCCCUAACCGCCGGCGACCGCCUUCCCCCUGUGAUCGCGUGCGUGGCCAACGGCGAAUCGAACGGCGUACCUACUCGUGAAACGUCCGGACCGCCGUCGUCGCUUUCACAGACGUACGGUCCGUGA
Molecule: messenger RNA, 288 nt
Organism: Cinara cedri
Lineage: Eukaryota; Metazoa; Arthropoda; Insecta; Hemiptera; Aphididae
Source: the annotation of a GenBank genome assembly